Prorocentrum cordatum is the source of this 312-nucleotide messenger RNA. The record is from the annotation of a GenBank genome assembly. Lineage: Eukaryota; Dinophyceae; Prorocentrales; Prorocentraceae.
AUGCGCUUACUUUUGAAGCCUCUCGCGCUGCCUGACAUGUUGAUCUGUGAGCGGGGGUCACACAACUCCUGCGCCUUUGGCGUCCACACGGCUCUGCUGCGCGUCGUGGCCGGCCGACCAGGCGCCGCUCUGUGGCUGACAACGGGCGCCGGGUCCUUCUUCUGCGACGGCGCUUGCACUUCCGCGGGCAGGAAGCCCCGCGAGGCAGCAGAGCAGCUGCGGAACAGAAGCCGCGCGGCGACCAGGGAGCGCAUCCUGGCCGACGCGUCGCUGCGGAGCGCACGUGUUCAAGCUGUGCGGCAAAAGUGUUAG